UUUCGAUAAAAAUAAAUAUUUUUGACGUCCCUAUUGUCCCACCUCUAUUGUUUGCCUUUUCACUAAACCGAACGGAGAUUGUUAAGCCAACACCAAAUUAGAAUUUUUUGAUCAAACAGCUAACUUUAUAGCAGCAAUAUGCUGAUAUUAAAUAUACUAUUUAUUGAACACGCCGACGUAUACAUCUAAACCGCAAUUCGAUGCUUAACCAGUAAACAAAUCCGACGACCGACGUCCGACGCCUGACCGACUGCCGCCGCCGCCGCUGCUGCUGUUGCAUCUCCACAGCCAGCCCUUCCUCCCAACCCCCUACCCCCCCCCAACUACUGGUGGAACGCCCGACGACGGAGGAGCGUACCAUACACCAUCUACCUCCCUCUCCCCUCCCCCCAGGAAGAUAGAACCACCCACUUCCCCCUAGGAUACCAUUAAUAAUAACGCAGCCGGCAGUGGCUGCCAACUGAAGCGCCGCCAGAGCCGCUGCUGCUGCUGCUGCUGCUGCUGCCUCCGCUGACGACGCCACCAGCAUCGGAGCCGGAGUCGGAACCGGACCCGGACGCGGACGCAGACGCACUGCACCGGCUGCCAUCCCUCCGGCUCGCAAUCCGAUCGCAAUGAAGGUGGACACGGUGAAGCUGAAGAAGGGCUCCUCGGAGCUAACGGCCGAGUGCCGGGAGCUGAUCGAUGAGCUGACCAAACGGCGCAGCCGUCCGGAGCUGUUAGAGUUCCUCGACACGGUCCACGUCUGGAUAUAUGGCAAGUGUGAGCUCUAUCAUUGGAUCGAGAUCCUCGAUCGGUUCGAUAAGAUACUCGAGGAGGCGGCCCGUCACGUCAACGCCAAUGAGUUUGUCCUGCAGUGUGACACCAAUUUCCAGGAUCAGGACGUCACUCUGCUGCUGCACGUGCUGAACUUCACCACCCUGCUGAUAGAGCACUCGUUCUCCCGGCACCUGUACAACUCGAUCGAGCACCUGACGCAGCUGCUCUCCUCCCAGAACAUGGACAUCGUCCUGGCCGUCCUCAAUCUGCUCUACAUGUUCUCGAAGCGCAGCAACUUCAUACCCCGCCUGCCCUUCGAGAAGAAGGAGCUCCUGAUCGUCAAGCUCUUCAACAUAGCUGAGCGCUGGGGUGAUCCCAACUAUGGUCUGUCGCUCAAGGACUGCUGCAUCGGCGAGCCAAAGCUGGAGUUCCUCUACCAGCUGUGCAUCGACUAUGUGGACGAGCACGGUCAUGCCGCCCAGCUGGAAAUCCCGGACAUGAUGGACCUCUGUCACACGGCAGCGGCUCCCGAGGUGAUCAAGACGAUUGCCGGCCAGAUCUCAAAGCCCAGUGAGGCAAUCAAGAUGCGCAUCGCUCAUCGAGUGCGCCUCAUCUCAGGCUUCAACAACUACAAGCUGCGGCUGCAGUUCGUCCAGGCACGCCUGCAAGCCGUCUCCAUACUGAUUUACUCCAACGCCCUGCAGGACAACACGGACAAGGUCCUGUACGCCGGCUUUGGCGAGGAGCUGUGCGAACUGAUCGACAAGGAGGACGUCCAUCUGGUGGAGAUUCGGGCCGCUGUGCUGCGCACACUCACCUCGAUGCUCCACUUUGAUCGCAAUCCGAAUGUGCCAAGCAGAGCCGGAUCGCGUCUGAUGAAGAUCGUCCAUUAUACGGGAGCCGAACGGCAGGGCGGGACACUGCCGCUUCUGGUGCGCGACUGCAUCGAUAAUCUGACGACACAUGGACUGACCGAACGAUAUCCCCUCAUCCUGGCCACGUCCCUGUUCUCGCUGCUGUACCAUCUGGCCAGCUACGAGAUGGGCGGCUCGGCGCUGGUCAAGAGCGGCAUGAUGCAGUCGCUGUUGUGCGUCAUCAGCUGGCCGGGCGUCGAUCUGGAGCACAUCACCUUUGUGACGCGGGCGGUGCGGGUGAUCGACCUGAUCACCAACAUAGACAUCGCCCGAUUCCAUCAGAACAACGGCCUCAACGUCUUCAUCGACCGGCUGGAGAAGGAGAUCAAGAGCUGCUGCAAGGCCCUGGCCGAUAUCGGGAUAACCCUGAAGGAGUCCACCUUGCGGGAUGACCACAAGCUGGACACCUCGCUGGACCAGGUCGACGAGGAUGUGGAGGAUGCCGCCACUGAGAACGCCUCGGUGGCCAGCGGGAGUGGAUCUCCCCGUCGCGACAACUCCAGCGACACUAAUACCAGCCGGGCUUACAGAGCCUACCAGGAGCAGGGCGGCGGAUCAUCGGGAGCGGCUGCUUCAGGAGCGGGACUUCUGGACAUUCGAGGAGGAGGAGGAGCGUCCGGGCAGGAUCAGGCCGGCGGUGGCGGUGGCAUUCAGAGGGAUGGAGCCGCCGCCAGGCCGGCCACCGUCAUGUAUCCGGCGAACAGCUACUAUGCCCGGCCACUGUCGGAGCGCAAGGCGGAGCUUUCGGCGCAGCUGCCGAGCAGUCUGCAGCCGAAGAAGCCAUCUUGCGUCACCCAGCGGGCGGCGCUGCUCAAGUCGAUGCUGAACUUCCUGAAGAAGAGCAUCCAGGACCACGCCCACUUCAGCAACAUGCGCAACAUCAUGGAGACCAGUCUCACCCAGUCGCUGCGCCACAUCAUCGCCAAUGCGGAGUACUACGGGCCCUCGCUCUUCCUCCUGGCCACCGACGUGGUCACCGUCUACGUAUUCAACGAGCCAUCGCUGCUCUCGUCGCUCCAGGACCUGGGCAUCACCAGUGUCAUGCUGAAGGCCCUGCUCCAGAAGGACGUGCCGGCCACCAGGGAGGUGCUCGGAUCGCUACCCAACGUCUUCUCCGCCCUCUGCCUGAACGAGCGCGGCCUGUUCGAGUUCCUCUCCUACGAUCCCUUCGACAAGGUGCUGAAAGUACUCCUGUCGCCGGACUAUCUGGUGGCGAUGCGCCGCCGCCGCUCCUCCGAUCCCCUGGGCGACACGGCCACCAAUCUCGGCAACGCCAUGGACGAUCUCAUCAAGCAUCAUCCGUACUUGAGGGCCGACGCCACCGAGGCCAUUGUCCGGCUGCUGAACGAGCUGGUGCGCCUCGGCUCCGAUCCCAGCUUCAUCUGCUGGCGCGCCAACAAGGAGAGCAGUGGCUCCGGUUCAGGGUCGGGCGGACACGGCGGCAGCCAUCAUCAUGCCGCCUCGGCGCCCUCGCCGGUCAGCGGGCCGGGCGGCGCCGCAUCCGUCCUCCAGAGCGCCGCCGACACCAACGACAGCAGCGGCGAUGACGACGACGAUGAUGACGAGAUGAGCUCCGCCUCCCAGCAGCAGCAGCAGCAACAGCAACAGCAGGGAGUGGCGGGCACGCCCCGGAUUCCCCAGUCAUCGGGCGGAGGAGGAGGUGGAGGAACUGGAGGAACAUCCUCGUCAAACACCCCGUCACAGGCGGUGAAGGUGGUCUCUGCCCCCUCAGUGCCGCCGGAGCGGGAGGCCAUACCGCUGAUCGACUACAUCCUGAACGUGAUGAAGUUCAUCGAGGCCAUAUUUAGCAACAGCCCGAACGGCGACCACUGCCGGGAGUUCGUGCUCCACGGCGGCCUCAAGCCGAUCCUGCAGCUGCUGUCGCUGCCCAACCUGCCGGUGGACUCGCCCGUCUCCACCACCUCGCAGGCGGUGGCCAACGUCUGCAAGGCGAUCCUCAGCCAGGCGCAGGAGACGAAGGUGCUGGACGUGGCGCUGAAGCAGCUGGCGGACAUUGUCGCCCAGCUGAAGCCGCUCAUCAAGCACUUCACCUUCCCCGGUGGCAGUGUCCUGCUCGCGGAGCUAGUCUGCUGCCAGAAGCUGGAGGAUGGGUUCGCCAACGCCGAGUACACGCCCAUCCUGCACAACAUGAGCUUCGUGCACGGGUAUGUGGUGAUGCUGGUGCAUCUGUGUCGCAACGCCUCCACCGACAUGCGCGCCAUUCUCCUCAAGCGCUGGGGCGUCAACCGGGAGACGGGUGUCCAGCUGCUCCAGCAGCUCGUUCAGCUCUACAUCUCGCUGGUGUGGGAGAGCACCAUCCUGCUGAAUCUCUGCUCCGACGAGCCCACCCAGCAUCCGGAUCUCAUUUGGGACGAAAUCGCCGCCCAGAUGUCGGCCGCGGCCGGCACCGCUGAUCCCCUCACCGAAGCGGAGCUCUCCCGGAAACUGGAGCGUGCCGCCGAAUUCCGAACGAAGUACACCCCGGAGGAGCAGUUCCGGUACAUCAAGUCCCUGCUGGCGGCAAGUUCGCGGCUGGGACGGGCGCUGGCCGAGCUGCUGGGCACGCUGGUGAAGCUAUCGGUGGGCUCGCCCCAGACCCGGCAGCGUCGCAUCAACGAUCUGAUCAGCAACAUCAACAAAGUUCCUACGCCGGAGGCGCGCGAGAUAGCCCGCAUCCUCAGCUCGAUCCUGGUGAACGGAUUCAGUCACGAGAGCAUCCUGCCCAAGCCGGUGCCCAAGCUGAAGCUGACGUUCCUCAUCUGCUCGGUGGGCUUCACCGGGCCGAUGCUGUUCGACGACAAGCGGAGCGCCUUCCACCUGAUGAUCUCACAGUUCUGCGCCGAGAACGGCCUGAAGGCCUUCUUCGAGAUGUUCUACUGGGCCCUCUCGCUGGACAACGUUUCGCACAAGUUCCGGUUCGACCAGUGGGCCUCCAUGGAGGACCUGAUGCAGGCGCACGAGGACGACAAGCGCGACUGUCCGGAGGGCACCGGCGAGUUCCUCGACGCCUGGCUGCAGCUCCUCGAGAAGAUGGUGAAUCCCCGGGCCAUGCUCGACUCCCCCUACACGAUGAGCCCGCGGCUCAACUACCUGCCGGACUCUGUGCCGUUCGAGCCGGUCUUCUACCUGAUCCACAUCCACCAGCUGGCCAUGCAGGCGCUGCGCCGGAUCUGGUCCCGCCGCCCCAUCCCCAACUACGGGCCGAGCAUGUUCGAGACGAUGAUCCUCAUCCUGAAGCAUCUGAUCAAGUCCCACCAGACGCUCCUCGACCGCUACCACACCCGCAUGAAGGAGAUCAAGUUCGAGAACCUCUACAUCCGGAGCACCGACGACGGCCUCAACGCCGACCACAUCAAGACCCUGACCGACAUGGGCUUCAUGCACUACCACGUGAUCGAGGCCCUGCGCAGCAACGCCUCCCUGGAGGAGGCCACCGACUAUCUGCUUAACAAUCCCGAGGCCAGUGCCCUGUCCAGUCAGGCGGGCGGAACUGCUCCGCCCCCGCCUCCGCCGCCGCCACCACCGCCGUCCUCGUCUUCGGCGGCCGGUGGCCACAUGGACGUGGACAUGGAGUCGCCAUCGGACGGUAGUGCCAAGCCAGGAGGCUCCUCCUCCUCGUCCUCCGGCUCGUCCUCGGCCACAUCGACCUACGAUUACAAGCACCUGAAGCUGAUGCCGCAGCUGAUCUUCGACAGAUUCUGCGACGAGGCGAUCUCCCGGGCCUUCGAGUUCAUGGAGGCCAUCCCGGACACGGUGAACAGCGCCGCCGACCUGAUCGCGGUGCUCUACCGGCGCCACAACCACCUCAAUAAGCAGGUCUUCGUCACCAACUUUGUGCGCAACAUCAUCCAGUGGGUGGACUUCACCCUGCAGCUGUUCGAGCCGACCAAGUCGGGCGGGUCGAAGGCCACCCGGCUGGAGGAGUGCCUCACCGGUAUGACGGCCACCCGGCUGUUCGUCCGCCUGAAGACCUCCACCCUGCUGCUGGAGGAGAACUACAGCGACCUGCACCGGCCCCUGGUGGAGGCGAUCACCGCCCAGGACGCGAUGGUGUCGCUGGUUAAGCUGCUGGACUGCAUGAGCACCUGGAUACUGGAGCAGGCGGUGACCGGCGGCGAGAGCGGGCAGCAGCCGAGGACGGCAGUGCCGCGGUGGGUGCAGAACCUGGUGGACCUGAUCGACGCCAUCGACAGCAUCAGCCACAUCCUGCAGCGGAAGAGCAACAUGCGGGCGGUGAGCAGCGACGUGUGGCGGUGGUACGACGCCUCCACGGGCAAGUGGAACGCCUACUCGGACGCCAACAACGAGCUGAUCCGGAACGCGUACGCCGCCGGCGAGCGGUGGCUCCACAUCAACAUCGGCCGGCAGCGGUGCACCGUCAGCCUCAACUGCAUGACCCAGGUGAGCGAGGCCUCCGGCACCCACCGGCCCGUCUUCCCGGCACUGAAGCUCAGCGAGGCCAUCGUCAACCUGAACAGCCCGGUCACCCUCCACAAGGUGGAGAACAUCCUCAACCGGGUGGUCAGCACGGCUCCCGAUGGCUCUGGAACGGUCAACACGGACGACCUCAUCUCCGUCCGGCAGCUGGUGAACCUUAACGAGGAGCCCUCGGCCAAGGCCAGCGAGGAGGCGGCCGGCGAGGAGGGCGCCACAUCCCAGCCAGCUACGGCCGGGGGAGGAGGAGGAGCAGCAGCGGCCGCCAUGACGACCCGAAGCAAGUCCCGGCAGAAGAACGCCGCCGCCGCAGCCGCGGCCAAGGGGAAGUCAUCCCAUUCGAGUGGAAAGUCGGGAGGAUCGGGUGGAUCUGGAGGAUCGGGAUCACCGCCGCUACCCAAACGGACGCAGAAGAUCAUCCUGAACGAGGAGCACGUGGGCCUGAGCAAGUUCGACUGUGGCCGGAUCAUCGGCAGCAUUGUGGCGCUGCUCCAGCCGGCCCACCUCCUCCACCACGAGACGAAACUCUCGCUGCUCCGGCUGUGCGCCCGGCUGACCCGCAACUACGAGAACGCCCAGGUCUUCAUCCGGCGGGGCGGAGUGCGGAUGCUCCUCCAGCUGCAGCAGUCGUGCAGCUUCAUGGGCUUCCCCACCUACGCGAUCAUCAUCCUGCGGCACGUCCUCGAGGCGCCGCCCGUCCUCCAGGAGGCCAUGGAGCGGGUGCUGGGCAUGCGGGCGGCCGGCAUCGUGCCCAUCGGCCACCGGGAUCUCAUCUACGUCCUCACCCAGGUGUCGACGGCGGUGUCCCGCAAUCCGAAGAUCUUUGUGGCCGCCGCCAAGGAGAUGCUCAAGGGCGACUACCUGAUGAACACCGGCUCCUCCUCCUCGCCCCUGACGGACGACGCCCGCAUCAUGGUCAAGUCAAAGUUCGGCCAGCAGCCGACGGCCGCCGCCGGCAAUCCCAACCAGUCGCAGAACGCCAGCCAGGACGCCACCUCGCCGACCAGCGGCUCCAAGGUGGACCUGAAGGACGACGUCCUGGUGCAGUCGUCGGUGGAGGUGCUGAAGGAACUGCUGCUGGCCUUGGUGCAGCCCUGCUGCCACUACGGAGGCAUUGCGUCCACGGAUCGGGGACCACUGGCAGCGGCGGAGCUCUUCCAGCCGGACCAGCCCCCGGGAAUGGAUCCGGACGAGGUAGGGAGCUCAUCGGCUCGUCCUAAAAAUCACACGCUUAUGUCAUCCUCUUCCCAGGACACACCUACGCCCGCUCCCGCUCCCAGCAAGAAACAGAGCUCCGGCUCCGCCGGACAGCAGGCGUCGGACAAGUUCGAGCCGUGCUGCUGCACCUGGCACAUCCCCACCAGCGCACACAGCCACGCCAAGCCAACGCUGUCGCGGGCCACGCUCCUCAAGCUGCUGGCGGACGCCACCCGGGCCUACCAGUCGCUGGUGCCGCGGGUCCUGCUCUCGCACAUCUACCAUCCGGCGGACAGCCCCCUGAUCCAGGCGCCGCAACAGACCUUCCUGGGCGUCCUGCUCGAUCGGUUCCUGCCGCUCACCCAGCGCCACCACGUGCCCGAGGUCAGCACCAUGUCCCGGGUACUGAUCUGCUCCCUCUCGGACUGCUACCAGCAGCCGGGCGUCCAGGUGCAGGUCGCCGAGGAGCUGCACGCCGCCGUCGCCCGGGCCCUGGCCCAGCCGGACUCGGCGGAGAAGCACACCCGGCUCCAGGUGCUGAUGAGCCUGUUCCCCAACCUGAUCGAGUCCCCGAUGCUAUACGACAAGGUGCACAUGCACCGCAACAACAUGUACCGCGUCCUCCUGCGCCAGGGCGUGAUGACGUACCUGACCAAGAUCGCCCAGUACAAGGACCUCUCCAACCACAACACCCUCAGCACUCUGGCCGCCAUCCUGCGGCCCAUGGAGAUCCUGCUGCGCUUCAGUGUCUCCACCACCACCCUCGGCUCCAAGAGGAUCCUCUUCGGCACCGGUGGCGGGGCGAACGGCUCCGGCAACGGAUCCGGGCUCUCUGGAGGCAUCAACUCGGUCUCCGGGCCGGGCAACACCUACGGCACGAUCAUCAAUAGACGGCUCUAUCCGCGGCUGGCGGCGCGCACGGCCGUCUCGGCUGCGGUGGAGCGCUCCAAUGCGAUCGGGGGCGAGCACGUGCUCCGCGACAUCAUCCGGAAUGUGCUGUCCGACCGACGGCACGCCUUCGAAUUCAUCUUCGACUCGCACGAGAUGGCCGUCGACUCGGAGGACGCGCCCGCCUCGGGAGGAGGCGGAGGCGGCGGUGGCUCCGGCUCAGGCUCAGGACUGGGUGGCGGAUCCUCGGGCAUCGGCGGCGGCGGCACGGCUGCGGUCAUCGAUGUGGUUGAGGAGCGCAGCAACGGCGGCGACACCAACGACCCGGUCGGCCUGCCCCCCGGCUCCGGGUCGGCGAACAACGCCUCCGGAUCCUCGGGCAACGGCAGCGGACCGGUGCGUCCAGUACUUAACUUUGACCAGCUGUGGGACGACUUCCUCCAGAGUGAGGGCCUGCGCCUGGCGUCCCGGAGCAGCGGCGGCGCUGGCACGGCCACCGGGCCGGGAUCCGCGGGCCAGACUGGUCAGCAGAACGGCGGCAGCUCGGGCGGAGGCACUACGUCAGGGAGUGCGGCCGGCACAGCCGCCACCGGAGAUCCCCGCCUGCGCUCCAACCCGGACGCGGAUGGCGGCAGUGCGGGAGGCGGCGGCGGCGGCAGCAACAGCAGCCACAAUCCCAGCGUGGUGAACGACAAUGGAAUCGGCGGCGGAGGUGGCAGUGAUGGCGCCUCCACGUCCUCGGACACCGGAGCGCCGGGCGGCGCCCGCGAGAUCAACGCCUCGAUACUGGGCGACGUGAGCACCUCGGACUCGGACUCGGACGGCUCAACGGAGAACGACGAGCGCAACGAGGACGAGGAGGAUGAGGAGGACGAGGACGCCCCCGACGAGGACGUGGACGAGCACAGCGAGACGGACGUGGACGAGGAGCAGCCGGCCCGCCAGUUCAUCGAGGUCUUCGAUCACAUCUACGAGCCCGAAUCCUCGGAGACGGCCUCCAACGACGCGGAUGUGGAUGCCGACGACGAUGAGGACGAGGAUGAGGACGACGUGGACGAGGACGAGGACGACGAUGAGGAUGAUCCCGAUGACGAGGAUCGCAACGAGAGUCGCGGCAACAUCGACCAGGAGCUGGAGAACCAGAUCGACAUCGCCCUGGCCAUCGCCUCGUCCAACAACCGGCCCCGACGCAGUGCUGCCGUCAACGCCUCCGGCACCGGCGCCAACUCGUCGGCCAACCGGCCCACCGCCGAGGAGGAGGAGGAGGAGGACGACGAUGACGCCGACGUGGAUCUGGACGCGGCGGCCGACCGGGCCGAGGCCUAUCUGUACGAGCGGCUGGGCGGCGACAGUCCCCGCCUGAUGCCCACGCCCCCGGCCAGCUUCCGGGUGCGGAUGAACAGCUCCAUUGCCCAGCCCCUGGACAUCGAUGUGAACGGUGGAGCGGGCGGUGGCGGAAGCGGCUCCGGUGGCGGAUCUGGGGCGGGACAGAGUGCCGGCGGCUCCCAGGCGGGCGGCUCCACCUCGAAUGCCGCCACAAUCGGACCCACUGCCUCGGCAUCGUCCGCCCUGCGCACCUCGUCCGGCUCCUGGAUGAUGCCGGACUUUAGCUUCAUCGGCGGACCCGGAGGUGGAUCGGGAUCGGGAUCCGGCGCCGGAGGAGCCUCGAACGGAGGCGAUGCCAACGCCUUCCACUCGGCCACCCUCUCGCAGCUGGAACGCAACGGCGGGCACUCGGGCAGCGGCAUGAGCAACCUGCUGGACGAGCACCCGAGCGGCAAUCCGGGCGGAGGCUCGGCGUCGGGAGGAGCCGGUGGCUCGAACAGUGUCGGUGGAGGCGGGGCGGCCGGGAGCACGGCCACCCAGCACCCGAACUCGACGCUCUGCACCACCGGGGUGCGCCGGCGACUGCUCUACCUGGACCAGCAGUACUGCGUCUGCAUGCCCACGCACCAGAACCCCACGGAGGAGACCCAGAUGGAGACCUUUACCCAGGACGCUCUGCACUGGUGGCUGGAGGAGGCCAAGGCCCUGGACAUGGAGAGCCAGACGGACGCCUGCCUGUACGCUGCCCACUUCCUCGUCCCGCACCUCAUCAAGGGCAUCAAGAGCUCCCACCACCAGCGCAAGCAGGAGGAGGCGGCACGCACAUCCGCCGCAUCCGCAUCCGCAGCAGCCACUGCCGCUGCCGCAACCACUACGGGAGCUGGAUCGGGUUCGGGAUCAGCCGGAUCGGGAGCUGGGGGAGGAGGUGCCGCAGGUGGCAGUACAACUGCCGCGGCGGGCAGCGCCUCAUCCACGGUCACGUAUUCACAGCCGGCCAGCAGCAACGCGGCCAACGCUAGCAGCAUCCUGGUGAUCCCUCCGGUGGCCGCCUCCGCCACUGGCGGCACUCGCCGCAGCUCGAUACCCGUACUGAUCCCCUCGAGCUUGGGAGCCGGCGCCACCGGAACCGGAACUGGGGCCAGCACCACCUCGGGCGAUGGAGGGUCGACCCCCUACAUACCCCUGACCUCUGCGUCCACCGCCGGAGGCAGUGGCUCCCUGGAGCAACAGCCAGGAGGGCUGCGCAGCCAGCGGCAGCUCCGAGGGCUGCGCCAGCAGAGCCAGGUGAACUUCAACAUCUACGCGGAGAUUGACCUCACCAACGAGCAGGACAGCCAGGGCUCCACCUCUGGAGGCGCCACUGGCGACGCCACCGAGCAGCAGAACUCCCAAAACUCCCAGAACUCGCAGAACUCCCAAAGCCAGAGCCGGCAUCCGCCAGUGCCGCAUCUGCCCAGCAACGGCAGGCCCUCACGGCCCCACUCCCGCCUGGACGACGCGGAGCUGCUCCUGAUGCAGCUGGCCGACCGCCAGACCUCCGCCCGCAGCCGCCCGGCGCCCAACUCGCGCUCCGGCGGCUCCCCCCUGAUCAACGCCCGUCCUAUGCGGGAUCUGCCCGCCCGCCUGCAGCGCCUCGUCCAGGCCCACAGCUCUGGAUCCGGUUCUUCCCGCUCCGGCCUGGCAGCCCUCUCCUCCGGAACAGGAUCAGGAUCUGGCUCUGCCAACCCACCAUCCACUCCAGCGCCCACACUGCACGAGCUGCAUGUCCAUGCGGCGGAGAGGACUCCCCCGUUCACCCUGCCCCCGUCCCUGGAGCUGGACGCGGACGCACUGACCAGCAUUCUGGACAUGCACGAGGAGCACGAGCAGCAGCAGCAGGUGACCCCGCCGCCCGUCAGUGAGAACGCCACGGAUCCCCUGUCCGGCCCGGCCGACGCCGAGGCGACCACCCCCGAGCCGGACGGAACAGGGGAGGAGAGUCCCAGCAGCACACCCAGAGCCCCAUUCAUUCCUGCUCGAACGCCCGAGGAAGUGGAGUUGAUACUGUCUCAGCUCCCGCGAUCUGGACGAUCAUCCCCGGCCGCCACUGGAGACACACCAGCCCCAGCAGAAUCCUCGCCGGGAUCAGCGGGUGCAGCGGCAGCCACCACGACUACUGACACGGAGGCGGCGGCGGCCAGCGGAGGAGCCGAGGGCGGAGCACCACCUAGUGGAGAAGCUGGCCAGGCUGGCGGCGAAGCUUCGGCGGCAGCAGCAGCCGGAGGUGCUAGUGGUGGCUCGGCCGCGGCCAGCACCAUUGCCGACAUGAGUCCCGAAGUGCGGGCCGCUCUCGGGGAUCUGGAAGUGCCGGAGGGGGUGGAUCCCUCCUUCCUGGCGGCACUGCCGAGCGAGAUGCGCGAGGAGGUGAUCCAGGAGCACCUGCGGAUGCAGCGCAUCCGGCAGCGGGCGCAGCAGAACGCCAUCCAGAUCGCCCACGACUCGCUGGUGGAGGUGAACCCGGAGUUCCUGGCGGCCCUGCCCCUGAACAUCCAGUCGGAGGUGCUGAUGCAGCAGAGGAUCGAGCAGCAGCGCCAGGCGGCGCAGAGUGCCAAUCCGGAGGAUCCCGUGGACACGGCAGCCUUCUUCCAGAACCUGCCCGAGAAUCUGCGACAAGCGAUUCUCACCGACAUGGAGGAGUCACAGAUCGCCAGCCUGCCGCCGGAGCUGGCCGCCGAGGCACAGUUCCUGCGCCGCGACUGGGAGUCGCGCAACGGCGCCCGCAUGGACGCCCACCCGCCCAGCAACGCCCUCUCUCUCUCCUCUCUUCCAGCCCGCUUCCAGUCGACGCUGCAGGGCCUGGACGAGGCCCGCUGGCACAGCGCCAUCUGGUAUGACGCCACCGGGAAUCCCCAGCCGCAGCACCACCAGCACACGACCAUCGUCCACCACCAGGCGCACUCCCACCACGCCCCCAACGUGGGCAAGCCCCUGGCCCUGCUGAUGAUGGAGGACGAGAACAUCCUGCUGGAUCCCGACUCGCUGGCCACCCUGCUGCUCUUCCUGUUCGUCGAGGACCAGAAGAUGAACAGCAUGCGGCUGCACCGCGUCAUCCGGAACCUGUGCCACCACGAGCCCACCCGCGACUGGGUGAUCAGCGCCCUGAUCAGUAUCGUCCAGAAGACCAACGAGGAGAACGGCCACUUUGGAGCCGGCAAGGCCGGCAGCAAGCCCGAGUGGCUCAAGCUGAGGGUGGACGCCGCCUUCGGCUACAAGAGCAACAUCUUCCUGAUCAACAGGCAGCACCACGAGGGCAGCACCAGCAGCUCCAGCAGCAGCAUCAGCAUCAACCCCCAGGCCGCCCAGAUGAUCGUCCGCAACUGCCUAGACAUGCUCUUCGUCCUGGCCAAGCACUAUCCGGGCAGCUUCGUGCCCUUCAACCGGGAGACGGUGAAGGCGCGCCGCUUCAUGAGCUCCCUGUACUCCAACAGUGAUCCAGUGCCUCCGGGCGGCACCCUGGACUUCCGCUCUCGGUUCUGCCGCUACCAGGUGGCGAAUCGGUUGCGCGGCAUGCUGGAUGAUCCGCCGCCGGUGAAGACGACGCCAUUGGACGAAUCCCCGUCCACAUCGAAGGCGGCGGCGGCCAAGGCGGCUGCCACGGCGGGCAGCAGCAGCAGCAAGGUGCCGCCCAGCCACACCUCGAGUGCCGGAGGCAGUGGCUCGAUUCCGUACCAGACGAACGCCAAGAACUUCUGGGACGUGGUGAUGAACAUCGACCGGCAGACGGAGGUGCGGCUGGCGCAUGUGACGGACUUCCCGCUGACCUCGCAGCCGGCGUGGGAGUGGCAGCCGAACAACACCGAGUUCCUAUCCUUCAGCGACUCGCCGUUCGGCCAGCUCCUCGAGAUGCUGCCCUACAAGGUGAUCUGCCGGUCGCCCCACCUCACCGACAUGCUGGUCAAGCUGCUGGCCUCGCUCAGCACCGAGCUGCCCAAGGAGGAGGAGCAGCUGCCCUUCAUGGACCAAAUGCCCACCCUGAUCCCCAUUGGCCAGGCCACCGGAGCACCGCCAUCAGGAGGGGCAGUCGGGGCACUCAGUGCCGCGGCAGCAGCGGUGGCGGCGGCCAAUGCCGCCUCCGGUUCGGAGAGCGGCGACAGCCCGACGGCGGCAAGUGGAGGACCAAACGGCCCGGCUGGCGGUAAUCCCGGCUCCGGAGACAGUGUCAGUGCGACGGCGCCGCCGACGAAGCCGCCACAGCUGCCCACGCUGAGCGUGGCGCUGCCGGUGGCACCGAUGAAGUCGCGCCGGAAGAUCUACGCCAAGAACUUCUCGCAGCUGCAGCUGGUGAUCGAGGUGCUGACCCACCAGUGCGGCACCACCGAGGGCCUGGACAACGUGGCCAAGCUGAUCGUGAACCUCACCCAGUGCUCGCAGGCCUCCAACGCGAUAUUCAUCCAGUAUCUGACCGCCGCCAUCCUGGGCCUGGCCGAGGAGGUGCGCCAGGCCAUCCAGACGCUCCUCGAGGAGAUUCGGGCGUACAACAGCAACGUCCAGGGCGGAGCGGCGUCCACGUCGAAGGCGGCAGCCGCAGCGUCGGCGGUCUCGGGCUCUGCUUCGAGUGCUCCCAGCGGAAGCUCCUCCGGCGCAUCAACUGGAGCCUCGCUCCUCACCAACCUAACCGUCCACGAGGGCAUCAUGCAGGAUCGGUUCACCGCCGAGCACGUGGUGAUCUCGGCGCCGAAGAACGCCAAGCCCACCUGCGAGCUGCAGCUGCCGUCGAUGAAGAAGCUCAUGUCCAACUCCUCCGCCCAGCCCUACUUCCUGCGCACCCUCAAGAUCUUCAUGCAGGUCCGGGACAUGUACGAGGCCCAGAACGCGGGACUCGCCGGAGCGGGAGCGGGCGCGGGCGCCGGACCGGGCAGUAGUAGUAGCAGUGGCGCCGGCAGCGGAGGCGGUGGUAUUCCCGGGGGACUGGCGAGCGGCGACAUGGACGACGACAUCAUCGACAUCGAGGGCGAUGGCGGUGCGUCCGGAGGCAGUAGCUCGGACGCCACAGCCACUCCGGCUCCCACGUCCAUGGAGACGAAUCAGAGCAGCCACGACACCCUGGACGACGACGAAGACGACGAUGACGACGACGAUGACGAGGAUGAGAUCGACAUUCUCGUUCCGGACGACCCGAGGAGUCUGCGGGCCAGGAGAAGAGCAGCUGCCGCGGCGGCUGGAGCCGGAGCGGGCGCAGUGUCGUUCGCGGCCGGAAACCCAUCGAAACCGACUCUGAGCCAAAUCCUCUGCCUGGACGUCCUGUGGCACACGCUGAGCGAGUGCCUGGUGGCGCUGGAGGAGUCCAAGGACGAGUUCGCCGUCUUGGUGCUGCAGCCCACCGUGGAGGCCUUCUUCCUCAUCCACGCCUCCCACCGCGUCGCCGCCAAGAAGUCGGGACGCAGUGGCAUAUCCGGUGUGGCGGCUGCCACCCUGCGGGCCCUGGGCGGCGGGCUGGCCGGCAUGGUCAACCCCCCGUCCUCCGUCCAGCAGCACAGUCCCCUGAUCGACGAAUCCAGUAGCGGCAACACCCUCAGCUCGGCCAGCUUUGAAGACGAGCCAAAGAUGCAGGACGCGGCCACCAACACGCCGAACAGCUCCGGCGGCGGCGCCACCGUCAGUGCCCACGAGGCCCAGUUACGUCAGGAUCGGCAGAAGUUCCUGCAGUUCGCCGAGAAGCACCGCACCGUCCUCAACCAGAUCCUGCGCCAGUCCCUCACCCACCUCUCCGACGGGCCCUUCGCCGUCCUGGUGGACCACACGCGCAUCCUGGACUUUGACGUCAAGCGCAAGUACUUCCAGACGGAGCUGGAGCGCCUGGACGAGGGCAUCCGGCGCGAGGAGCACACGGUCAGUGUGCGUCGUGUCACGGUCUUCGAGGACUCGUUCCGCGUCCUCUACCGCCUGGGCCCGGAGGAGUGGAAGAAUCGCUUCUACAUCGUCUUCGAGGAUGAGGAGGGCCAGGACGCUGGCGGACUGCUCCGCGAGUGGUAUGUGAUCAUCUCGCGGGAGAUCUUCAAUCCCAUGUACGCCCUGUUCUGCGUGUCGCCGGGGGAUCGGGUCACCUACAUGAUAAACCCCUCCAGCCAUGCCAAUCCCAAUCACCUGAGCUACUUCAAGUUUGUCGGCCGUGUAAUUGCCAAGGCCGUGCAUGAUAACAAGCUAUUGGAGUGCUACUUCACCCGCUCCUUCUACAAGCACAUCCUGGGCAAGCAGGUGAAGCACACGGACAUGGAGUCGCAGGACUACGAGUUCUACAAGGGCCUCGACUACCUCAUGAAGAACGACAUCUCCACGCUGGGCUACGAACUGACCUUCUCCACCGAGGUGCAGGAGUUCGGCGUCACCCAGAUCCGUGAUCUCAAGCCAAACGGACGCGACAUCGCCGUCACCGAGGAGAACAAGUUCGAAUAUGUCCAGCUGGUCUGUCAGCUGAAGAUGAGCGGCUCCAUCCGUCAGCAGUUGGACGCUUUCCUUGAGGGCUUCUACGACAUUAUUCCAAAGCAUUUAAUCUCGAUAUUCAACGAACAGGAACUGGAGCUUCUCAUAUCCGGUCUGCCGGAUAUCGACAUAGAAGAUCUGAAGGCGAACACUGAGUACCACAAGUACACGUCCAAAUCGGCACAGAUACAAUGGUUCUGGCGAGCUCUGCGCAGCUUCGACCAGGCGGACCGGGCCAAGUUCCUGCAGUUCGUGACUGGCACCUCGAAGGUGCCGCUGCAGGGCUUCGGCUCUCUGGAGGGCAUGAACGGAAUCCAAAAGUUCCAAAUACAUAGAGACGAUCGGUCCACGGAUCGCCUGCCCUGUGCCCACACCUGCUUUAAUCAACUGGAUCUGCCCAUGUACAAGUCGUACGACAAGCUGCGCAGUUGCCUCCUCAAGGCCAUACACGAGUGCUCCGAGGGCUUCGGCUUUGCCUAAAGCAGCACUUUGAUCAGCAGGGGAUGGGGAUCAGGAACCUAGGAUACGUGUUCCUGACAACAACAAAUAUAAAAAAAAAAAAAAAAAAUCACAAUUCCUAAAAAGCAAAAAUGCAAAAAAAACAAAUCCUUAUGGGAUAUUCGAUUGAUUUGAACAGAAGAAUAGAACAGCCACUGCAAAUGAGCGAUGAUAUAAUAGCAUCCAUCAACAAAAACAUACAUUAGUUACAUAGUAUAUAUAAAAAUGUUGAAUUAAUUCCUAAUUUUCGCGCCUAUAUAUAUACAAUAUAUAUUUUCUUAAAUUUUCAAAACACAAAAACUUAUAAAAACUUUCAACAGAAAUGAUAACUAAAAUUAAAAUACAAAACAAAAAACAAAAUACAAAAAGAAAUUGCAAAAAAAAAAAACCAGAAAUCGAUAAACGCGAAAAAUGCAUAUUAUAUUUAAAAAAAUUAUUAUCGGCGUAAAAGAAACUCAUCCUAUUGUAUUGAUUUCUUUUCGGAAUGCCUACCUACCACUGUCGAUUUGCACAUUUUCCAUUUAAACAAAGAAAAAGGAUUUAUAAAUAAAUAAAAACACGAUUCGACCUACUUUUAUUUACAAAAAAAAAAAACAAAAAAAAUAUAUAAGAAAAUAAAGAAAAGUAAAGAAAACAUACGAUAUAUUAUAAAAAAAAAAGGAAACUGCAAAAAGCAUAGCAAAAGGAUUAAAUAUAGAUUGUAUAAGGCAAUGCAUAUAAGCACACAGAUUUAAGCUUUGGUUUCUUGUUUACUUAAGUAAAUUAACCGAACCGAACGGAACCGAAGAUUGUACGGCCGGGCAGAUCGAUCGGAUAUCGAUUAUCGAUCGGCGUAAAAGGACGAUAGGGGGCUCGGAUAGAAUGGAGCUGAGCUGAUCCAAGCGGAUUAUAGUAUUUCGAUGUAAGCGAGAAUAUAAGUCCCUAUGUUAUUCAUUUUAUGUUUACCUUUUUGACUAAUGAGCCGCGGAUGUAGCUUAAAGAGAGUGUAUGUGUGGAAUAAAGUAAGAGUAAGCUCAUUUAUCACAAUAAAAUUUUCGAAAAAUC
Drosophila ananassae is the source of this 17519-nucleotide messenger RNA. It is a transcript of the gene HUWE1, whose product is annotated as E3 ubiquitin-protein ligase HUWE1. Gene Ontology annotation, cellular component: nucleus. The record is from RefSeq and is a predicted model, not a curated record. Gene Ontology annotation, molecular function: ubiquitin-protein transferase activity; protein binding. Bases 615 to 16457 code for a protein of 5280 amino acids. Gene Ontology annotation, biological process: positive regulation of protein catabolic process; proteasome-mediated ubiquitin-dependent protein catabolic process; protein polyubiquitination. The transcript has 17 exons. NCBI's taxonomy places the organism in Eukaryota, Metazoa, Arthropoda, Insecta, Diptera, Drosophilidae.